This is a messenger RNA of Benincasa hispida (wax gourd), 1248 nucleotides long. Its product is annotated as Phenazine biosynthesis PhzC/PhzF protein. Gene Ontology annotation, biological process: biosynthetic process. Gene Ontology annotation, molecular function: isomerase activity. Gene Ontology annotation, cellular component: cytoplasm. Lineage: Eukaryota; Viridiplantae; Streptophyta; Magnoliopsida; Cucurbitales; Cucurbitaceae. The record is from RefSeq and is a predicted model, not a curated record.
UACAAAAGAAAUUUGUUUGUCGAAAUUUCGUAAGCAGAGACGCAAUGGAGGGAGGCGGCUCUUCUUUUUCUUCUUAUUCUUCUUCGCAGCAACCACGAUUUUCACAGUUCUUCCCUCUCAUUCUCAACAAUGGCUAAGAAACCAGUGAAGUAUUUCGUGGUCGAUGCGUUCACUGACUCGCCGUUCAAGGGAAAUCCGGCGGCUGUUUGUCUUUUAGAGGAAGAAAGGGAGAAGAAAUGGCUGAAAGCUUUAGCGGCUGAGUUCAAUAUCUCCCAGACGUGUUUUUUGAUUCGGAUAAACGACGAAGAAGAAACUGAUGAUUCAAUCAAGCCGCCCAAGUUUAGCCUCAGAUGGUUCACUCCUGUUGAUGAGGUUGAACUUUGUGGUCAUGCAACAUUGGCAGCCGCACACAUACUUUUCUCAUAUGGUUUAGUAAAUUCAAACAUUAUUGAGUUUUCAACACUUUCAGGAAUUCUAACUGCUAAAAAGGUUCCAGAGGUCAAGCAACUUGUGGUUUCAAAUGUUAACAACGGUGAAUCACAAGACAGUAACUUAAUUGAAAUGGAUUUGCCAGCUAUUCCCACGGUUGAACUCACUUCUGCUACUGAUAUUUCUUCAAUCUCCAAGGCCUUGAAUGUUGCUUCUAUAGUUGACAUAAAGAUGUGUAACGUGGAUUUCAAUAAUCUCUUGGUUGUUCUUCCUUCAGAAAAAGAUGUAGUCGAUUUCCAGCCUAAUUACGAUGAGAUACGAAAGUGUCCUGGAACUGGGUUGAUCAUAACUGGAGUAUCCCCUGCUGAGUCGAAAUUUGACUUUUAUACUCGAUAUUUCUGCCCCAAAUUUGGGAUCUACGAGGAUCCUGUAUGUGGGAGUGCACAUUGUGCCUUGGCAGUCUACUGGGCUAAAAAGUUGGGGAAAUCUGAUUUUGUUGCUUAUAUGGCAUCACCUAGAAGUGGAAUAUUGCACAUUCAUCUGGAUGACCAGAAACAAAGGGUUCUGUUGCGAGGGAAAGCCAUUACUAUGAUGGAAGGUCUUGUUUUGGUUUAAAAUUUCAUGUUGAACAAGUGUUAAAAUCUUUUCUGCUUGUUGCGUAAGAACUUUUAAGUGUUAAUGAUCAAAUGGUUAUUCUCAUGCACUGUUUUACUUUAUGUAGCCGUUAGAUUUGUAUUAGGAAUUUGAAUGUUGCUAUCUUUUGUGAUAUUGGAAGACAAAGUUUUAUUUAUUUAUAUAUUUAUUUAUUUUCCUGUUGAA